Molecule: messenger RNA, 351 nt
Organism: Pseudozyma hubeiensis SY62
Lineage: Eukaryota; Fungi; Basidiomycota; Ustilaginomycetes; Ustilaginales; Ustilaginaceae
Product: telomere length regulator protein
Exons: 1
Coding region: 1-351 (116 amino acids)
Source: RefSeq, a predicted model, not a curated record
AUGGCAGAGCGUCAGAAUCAUCCGUCGCAUAUGCCUGCGAGCAAGAGGCAUCUCGUAUGGCACACCGACCGGCUGCGAUUGGAUAACGCCGGCAGCUUUCUCGAACCCUCUACAGUGUACAACACAGUGUGCGGUCGCCGAGAUGAUCUGCAGCCAGACGGCGCUUGGAUCGCACGUUGCCGCAGCCAAGACUUUCAGGGGGCCGUCGGCACCAGCGACGAUCCGGAAUGCCAAAUGAUCGUCGACGCUGCAAGAGGACGUGAAGCGAGCGAAGGAAGCUCAGCGUUCGAACCGGCAGCUGAGGCACAGCAAACAAACGACACCGAGAUGCCGCAGUGCGAGCUUCGUUAG